This is a messenger RNA of Ceutorhynchus assimilis (cabbage seed weevil), 1443 nucleotides long. Lineage: Eukaryota; Metazoa; Arthropoda; Insecta; Coleoptera; Curculionidae. The record is from the annotation of a GenBank genome assembly.
AUGUCCUUCAAAAUUGUGCAAGCAAAAGAGCCUGGACGUAAGGCCCCUUCUUUAUCAAUUGUGCCAUCGGCUUGGGAAAAAGACGGAACUUUAUUUUGGCCUCCUGCUAAAAAGAAGGGACUCUUGUUCAAAUUGAUCAAAGAUGGAAAUUCCAGACCAGAACCAGACUGGGUCUCUCAGCCCUGCACCAGAAAAAGGCAAAUAUUUCUGUCAUAUGAAGCGGCAGACUUAGAGUUAAUUGCAAUGGAACAAAAAAGUGAUAGUGAGGCAGAAUAUAGGGAAUUGCCAAAAAAAAGGCCAAUUCGAAAGAGAAUCGAGGCAGAAGAGGAGUUGUUGCCAAAAAAGAGGCUAACCAUUCAAAAAAGAACCGAAGUCGGUAGAGUUUCUCAAGCCAAUUUAAAUUUUCUUGCUGAGGAAUGUAAGAAAGCAACAGAGCUACUUGGCAUAGAGGAUACAAGUGAACUCUAUAAUAUGAAAGAGGACAGGGAGAAUUUAAAUGUGCAAAAUCAGUUUAUAGGCAUGCCAAUCAAUAAGAAGAGUGGAAAUAUUCUACAGCAGUACACAAAUAAUGUAUCACAAAAUUUGGAGACAAAUAAGCAGGUAGUAGAGGAAGAGGAUCAAAGAAAAUCUCAACUAUUUCAAGAUACAGAAUCUAAAUAUGAAGACGUGGAACAAAGCGAUCCAGAUGAGCAAAUAAACUUAUACGUGGAUAAUCAAAAAAUGAUACUGCAAAAUCAAAGUGAGCUGUUAGAAAAUCAGCUGCGAAUUAUUGAACAGCUGGCAAAUCAAGAAACUAUGAUAGAGCAAAUUUGUCGGCAACUAUCCAGUGACAAAGAUAAAGGAUUCACGACAAAACAAUUGGAGAUUAAACUUUUAGAUGAAAUAUAUAUGGAAAAAUUGGUUAAAUGCAAAUCUCAUAUUUGUGGAACCAGCGGCAGAAUGAAUGGUUUGAACUGCUCUUAUGGAUUAGUUGAUUGUUUUUUCGAAAGAGAAUUACUGCUUCAAUUUGCAUGGAGUGGGGGCAGUAGGCAAAACGAAGGCAAGAUGGCGUUCAAAAAAUAUAAAAAUAUAAUGAAUCUAUUUUAUAAAAUAAUCAGAAAAGCUGAUUCCCAAUAUACAGAAACAGACUGCCAAAAUUUUUUCAAAAGCGUUAUAAAAAAUGCCAAGAGGCGCUUUGAACUGGCAAAAAAUUGCAUGGAAAAAAGAACGGCGUCAAGCGGCAAAAAAAGACCCAACAACUUAACCUACAAAAAGAUUAAAGAAAAUGCCGGUGGAAUAACUGAAGAAGCUGGAGAAAAUGACGCAUCUGUUGGCGAAAAUGAGACAGCUGAAGAAGAUGAGGUAGCUAUUGAAGAAAACGAGGUAGCUAUUGAAGAAAACAAGGUAGCUAAUGAUGAAGAAGCUCUGGUAAUUCUAGUGACAGAUGAAGCUGAAGACAAUUAA